Molecule: messenger RNA, 1326 nt
Organism: Rhodotorula toruloides NP11
Lineage: Eukaryota; Fungi; Basidiomycota; Microbotryomycetes; Sporidiobolales; Sporidiobolaceae
Product: 26S proteasome regulatory subunit T2
Exons: 10
Coding region: 1-1326 (441 amino acids)
Biological process (GO): proteasome-mediated ubiquitin-dependent protein catabolic process
Cellular component (GO): proteasome regulatory particle, base subcomplex
Molecular function (GO): proteasome-activating activity; ATP binding; ATP hydrolysis activity
Source: RefSeq, a predicted model, not a curated record
AUGGGUCAAGCCGCGUCGAACCAGGGUGGAGCGCCGAACGACCAGAACAAGGACAAGAAGUCCGAGAAGAAGAAGUGGGAGCCGCCCCUUCCCACCCGCGUCGGCAAGAAGAAGAAGAGCGGGCCCAAUCCCGCUCAGAAGCUGCCCGCGGUCUACCCGACGACCCGAUGCAAGCUGAAGCUGCUGAAGCUGGAGCGGAUUAACGACCACCUCAAGAUGGAGGAGGAAUUUGUCGAGAACCAGGAGCGGCUGAAGCCGACGCUGACGGAGGACAAGUCGGUGGAGGAGCGAACACGAGUUGACGACCUGCGAGGGUCGCCCAUGUCGGUGGGGACGCUCGAGGAGAUCAUCGACGACGACCAUGCGCUCGUCUCGUCGGCGACCGGUCCCGAGUACUACGUCUCGAUCAUGUCCUUCGUCGACAAGGACCAGCUCGAACCCGGCUGCUCCGUCCUCCUGCAUCACAAGACGCAUGCAAUUGUUGGUGUUCUGGCAGACGACACGGACCCGAUGGUCAACAUGAUGAAGGUCGACAAGGCGCCGACGGAGAGUUACGCGGACAUCGGAGGUCUCGAGCAGCAGAUUCAGGAGAUCAAGGAGUCGGUCGAGCUGCCUCUCACGCAUCCCGAGCUGUACGAGGAGAUGGGUAUCAAGCCGCCUAAAGGUGUCAUCCUCUACGGUGUGCCGGGAACGGGCAAGACGCUUCUCGCCAAGGCCGUCGCAAACCAGACGUCUGCGACUUUCCUGCGCAUCGUCGGUUCCGAGCUCAUUCAGAAGUACCUUGGAGAUGGACCGAAGUUGGUGCGCGAGCUGUUCAAAGUUGCGUCGGAGAACGCGCCUGCGAUCGUCUUCAUCGACGAGAUCGACGCUGUCGGUACCAAGCGGUACGACUCGACGUCAGGCGGCGAGCGCGAAAUCCAGCGUACCAUGCUCGAGCUUCUCAACCAGCUCGACGGCUUUGACGACCGAGGAGACAUCAAGGUCAUCAUGGCGACGAACAAGAUCGAGUCGCUCGACCCUGCCCUCAUUCGACCAGGUCGCAUCGACCGAAAGAUCGAGUUCCCUCUUCCCGACAUCAAGACAAAGCGCUACAUCUUCAAGAUCCACACUUCGCGCAUGAGUCUCGCCGACGACGUCGACCUCGAAGAGUUCGUCCACGCCAAGGACGAGCUGUCGGGAGCCGACAUCAAGGCCGUGUGUACCGAGGCAGGCUUGUUGGCACUGCGCGAGAGGCGCAUGCGUGUCACGAUGGCGGAUCUGAGGCAGGCGCGCGAGAAGACGAUGUUUGCGAAGAAGGACAACGGGCCGGAGGGAUUGUACUUGUGA